AGUCUAUGUAACAUCUGAGCUUGUAACAUCUGAGCUGGAUAGAAAAGAAUGUCAAUGAGAGACAUGUUGGAUUCACAAAACCCUGAGCUGGAAGCAGCAGGGUCCCGAAAAAGCUGGCACGAUCUCUACAAGAGUAGCUCGUGGAUAUAUGUGGGGGGUCUGGACUAUGGGCUGACAGAGGGUGAUAUUGAGGCUGUGUUCUCACAGUACGGCAAAAUAGUUCAGCUCAACUACGUUAAAGAUAGGGACACGGGUAAGCCAAAAGGCUUCAGUUUCAUCAACUUUGAAGACCAGAGGAGCACGGUAUUAUCAGUUGACAAUCUAAACGGUAUCAGAUUGUGUAAUAGGUUUCUGAAGGUGGACCACGUGAGAGAUUACAAACCUCCCGACUUCAAUGAGAGUCCUAGUGGUGGUGGCUCUAGUAGCUCCAAACAGAAACGAGAUCGGCCGUUCAAAGACAAGAGGGGUGGCGGUGGCGGAGGUGGCCAUGGCGGUGGUGGUGGUGGCGGCGGUGGUGGCAGAGGAGGAUACGAUUACAGUAGCAACAAUAGAGAAGGUUUAGGGAGUAGCAGCAGUAGCAACAACGAUAGAAAGCGGGCUGAUAGGCCAGGAUUCGGGUACAGUCGGAGAGAUAUCGAGCGUGAAGCCGCCAGUGCUGUUCCUUCAUCACGCAACUCAAGACGAUCCAGAUCUUCUAGUUCCAGUUCGGAGAGCUCACGUUCUCGAUCAAGGUCACCGUCAAGAAGUAGAUCGCGAUCAGAUAGACGUAGCAAGAAAAGAAAAGAUGUCAAACAAGAACCACGCAGUCCUCAAUAUAGAGACAUAUCACCUUAAAUUAUCAAGGGAUGUCAACGAAUCGGAUCGCUAUUUAUUUAAUCGAACACCAAGUAUUUGACAUUGUAUAUCAGCCUCAGCCUAUUUAUAACGAUGCUCAACACCACGCCAAGGGAUGAACAAGCCAUGAACCAUGUUGUCUUGCUUCGUUCUGGAGACUUUUAUCUCCGAGAUCAAGAAUUACAAACAGUAAACACUCAACCGUGAAACAUUUGUUACACAGUUGAUUGUAUUUUUAUCUUUUUUGGGCGUAAUGUUUACUUCUGGCAAUGUCAUCGCACAAUAUGCCCAGUGAUGUGGCCACUUUAUCGGAAGGCGCGAACGCCAAACACGUUGACUUAGCACUUACCACAUCGUUGUUCCCCCGAUUUCUGAGCAGCGCACGACAGUUUUAAUCGUUAUCGACUUCAGAAAUACACACCUUUUUGAUGCGUCUUUACUGUUUCAUUAUAAAAGGGAUCAUUCACACGUACGUUCGUUAGCUUUUUGCAAUUCCACACCUUUUCCAACAUGAGUAUGAUUAAGUAUCGAGUGAAUGACCAUAUUCGCUCUCGCAAGCACUAAGCAUACAUUCCAAAUUUAUGAACAAAGUCUCAAGUUUUGGCUUUCCAGUUUCCUUGUUGAUCAAUUUUUUCAGUUUCUAAUUCUUUUUUCGAAUGUAAACUCUCUGUCACGAAACUUUCUACCCUUGGCAGACUGACCCUCCCUCCCUAAAGUUGCUGACGUAACAUCUCCCCCUUUAUCUGAAUGAUCUCUUAGAUUUUACCGCACACGAUUUUCUGGCCGACUAAACUUUUUACAUGGCUUUUCAUAUGACAGUAAUUUUGAAUAUACCUUUUACAAAUAAUGGCUCUGAUAUCAUUGGAUGAAUUUCCAUAAGAUAUUUUGUUUUUGCUUCAACCGAUGCA
Messenger RNA from Bolinopsis microptera, 1742 nucleotides. Its product is annotated as RNA-binding motif protein, X-linked 2-like. Gene Ontology annotation, molecular function: RNA binding. NCBI's taxonomy places the organism in Eukaryota, Metazoa, Ctenophora, Tentaculata, Lobata, Bolinopsidae. Gene Ontology annotation, biological process: mRNA splicing, via spliceosome. The record is from RefSeq and is a predicted model, not a curated record. The coding region runs from base 49 to 834 and encodes 261 amino acids. The transcript is spliced from 5 exons. Gene Ontology annotation, cellular component: precatalytic spliceosome; U2 snRNP; catalytic step 2 spliceosome.